GGGCAACGCCAUCCACGAAAAAUGGGUGUGCUAUCAAACGGCAGUCCAAUUGUAAUCGGCCCGCUCGAGUACAAACGUCACUCAUGGUGGGCGCGUAUGAAUCCCGACAAACAGGAGACUAUGCUCAAGUUGUUGAUACUAUCCACGGCAUGUAUAUUGUCAUUCUCAUGUCGAUUAUUCAGCGUACUACGAUUUGAAAGUGUUAUUCACGAAUUUGAUCCAUACUUUAAUUAUCGAACAACGCAGUUCCUUUCGGAUAAUGGCUUCUACGCUUUCCACAAUUGGUUCGACGACCGGGCUUGGUACCCCCUGGGGCGCAUCAUUGGGGGUACCAUCUAUCCCGGUCUGAUGGUCACAUCAGCGGCUAUCUACUAUGUGCUUAACGCGUUGAACAUCACCGUCGAUGUGCGAAACGUAUGCGUGUUUCUGGCGCCAGCGUUUUCGUCGCUCACGACGCUCGUGACGUAUCUGUUAACGAAAGAACUUGCUGACAGUGGUAGUGGAUUGGUUGCCGCCGCAAUGAUCUCGAUUGUUCCGGGCUAUAUUUCGCGGUCGGUGGCGGGCUCAUAUGAUAACGAGGGAAUUGCAAUAUUCUGUAUGCUAUUAACGUACUACUUAUGGGUGAAGUCAGUGAAAACCGGAUCUGUUCUUGUUUCGUCGGCGUGCGCUCUCGCCUAUUUUUACAUGGUUUCUUCGUGGGGGGGCUACGUCUUCCUCAUCAACCUAAUUCCACUUCAUGUGCUGACGCUCAUGCUAACCGGGCGCUUUAGCCACCGAAUCUACACGGCAUACUCCAUUGUAUACUGCCUCGGGACACUUUUGUCGAUGCAAAUACCAUUUGUCGGUUUUCAGCCGGUACAAUCAUCAGAGCACAUGGCCGCCCUAGGCGUGUUUGGUCUUUGUCAACUUUACGCUUUCCACGAAUAUCUACAGUCAAAGCUGUCCAAAGAGCAUUUUGAGGUGCUCUUCCGUGCCGUAGUUCUCGUUGCGAUGGCUACUACAGGAACAGGGAUUGUCAUAGCGACGGCGCUGGGCAAAAUCGCGCCGUGGACUGGACGGUUCUACUCGCUGCUGGACCCCUCAUACGCAAAAAACAACAUCCCAAUUAUCGCCUCAGUGUCUGAGCACCAGCCAACAGCAUGGUCAUCCUUCUAUUUCGAUCUUCAACUGCUCUGUUUCCUGUUUCCUGUUGGAAUGUACUUUUGCUUCAAGAAAAUUACAGAUGCAAAUAUAUUUAUCAUUCUCUAUGGAGUGACAUCGAUCUAUUUUGCUGGAGUGAUGGUUCGACUCAUGCUGGUAUUGGCACCGGUCAUGUGCAUUCUUGGCGGGAUAGGCAUGUCCAACAUGCUCGUCAAUUACACUAAGCUCAUGUGCAAUAAGACAGACAAGAAAACUAAGAAAAUGGAAGGACCAAGCCCUCUACCGAAGGAGAAGAUCGGCCAAGCGUUCAUCAUUAUCAUGGCUGUCUUCAUGAUCUCCUAUGCUCUUCACUGCACGUGGGUAACAUCAGAGGCAUACUCGAGUCCAUCUAUAGUGCUCUCGGCCCGAGCUCACGAUGGUUCGCGGAUUAUCUUCGACGACUUCCGUGAAGCUUACUACUGGCUGAGGCAAAAUACGCCCGAAAACUCCAAAGUAAUGUCGUGGUGGGAUUACGGUUAUCAGAUAACAGCUAUGGCUAAUCGGACUAUUCUAGUUGACAACAAUACAUGGAAUAAUACCCACAUUUCACGCGUUGGCCAGGCAAUGGCUUCAGACGAAAGGACGGCAUACGAAAUUAUGCGUGAACUUGAUGUCGACUAUGUUCUUGUAAUUUUCGGCGGUCUCUCAGGUUAUAGCUCUGACGACAUCAACAAAUUUCUUUGGAUGGUUCGCAUUGGUGGGUCGACGGAGAAGGGUCGCCAUAUCAAAGAACAAGACUACUACACACCAUCAGGCGAAUUCCGCGUCGAUAAGGAUGGCUCGCCAACACUUCUCAAUUGCCUCAUGUACAAGUUAUGCUACUAUCGAUUCGGCUCGGCGUACACUGAGGGAGGAAAGCCGGCCGGAUAUGACCGGGUUAGAAAUGCCGAGAUCGGAAACAAAGAUUUUGAACUUGAGGUGCUUGAAGAAGCGUACACGACUGAGCACUGGCUUGUCAGGAUCUACAAGGUCAAAGAUCUACCUAAUCGGGGUGUAAUGUAGCGCUGAUGUCGUUGAGUAUAUCGUUACGAACUGAAGUCAGUUAAACGUGACAUACUAAAACCUCGCGUUAGGGCUUAUGAAAGGGCAUCUUGUAAAUUGUAUUAAGUCGUUGAAAUAUAAACUUGUAGCAAGCUUUUGUGAUAAUAUUUCUGUUAGUUCUCUUAAAGGAGUCGAAUAAAGAUCUUUCUGACACCGAGUAAAACAAAUGUCGCUGUCAAGUAAUUACGUGUGUUUAUCGUUCAUCGUCGUGUAUUUUUGUUGUUCAAAGGCGGGCAAACAAGCUCUAUUAAAAUGACGUACAACUCGUAUUGGACAAGCAUGAAGUUAAAAAUGAAUGUUUUUUACAUUGUAUAGAAAACUAUUCUAGACACAAAUGCCACUGUACGAAGCUGAACAAAGUUGACUUUUUAAUUUCUUAAUGAAGUACACUUUCAGUCGUCAGAACGAGCGAUCGGUAUUAAUCACGACGUGAAGAAACUUGCGUAAAUGAACAUUAAUGUCUAGCAGAGGAAAUACCAGGACAGUUUUAUAUUACGCGAUCUUCUUUGAAUUUUUAGUGCUGGCAAACAUCAACCGCGUCAUCGAGACUAGGAAUACCAUCAGCUAAGCCAGUUAAUAUUUAUGAACACUGAACAAAUGUAUCAUAAGUCGAAAAUUAUAUUUUUAUUGCCUUGUACAUUCGGUAAGCAAGAAAAGGGAGAGAGGUGCCCUCUCUCCCUUUUCUUGCGUGGUCCAGUAAUCAUACAAUCAUGAUCCAGUAAACUAUGCGAAUAACUACGGUGUUGAAUAGUCAGCUACUAACUUUAAUUAUUCGUGUUACCUGAACGUUUCAGUUCUAAAUUAACAAAGAAAACUAAAUCAAGGAUGAAUUCGAUGUGUAGCCAGGAUGGAAAAAAUGGAAUGAAUGAUUAUGAAUAAUAAAGUGAUUAUAAAUAUAGAUAUUAAAUAAGUAUGUAGAUAAGAGGAAUGCUGUCGGGGGCGUUACAAAUGUCGAAGGCAGCAAUACGAAACGAAGAACGAGGGUGAAGGUAUAAUUUAAUAAAUUUGCCAACCAAAGACAAACAAAAACAGGCAUUGUUAUAUUCCUAGAUAAUUGACUCGUAUGAUAUUUUGAUGUGAGUCGCUUUGAAACUUACAUUUCAUAAUGAAUAAAGGCAGGCAACCAAAUUCUCGUUGAGUAAAAAGCUAUUGGCUCAGUCGUGGCUGGGAGACUUAUGAGUCUCUGCUAUGUUUAGGUACGUGCGUUUCAUGGGUGCACAAAUGGAAGUAACAGAAUUCAUAAACAAUUUUAGUACACCCUAGGGUCAAUAAUAUGUACUGUGGCAUUACACUACCCGAAAACGCGCCUUUCUGGCUCCUCUAGCCAUAUCAAUUAAGAGUCCACGGCGAGGCAGCCAAAGUAAAAAAAUGGAACGGCAGCAAAACUUCGCUGGACUGCGAACUAGCUCAUUAAAGCACAUUGUAUAUAUUUACACCGCGUGCCUCGAAAAAUGGCAUUAUCUUAUAAAUUAUGCUUUUUUUUCAUCUAUCGUUUAAAUAUUUGCAGAAAAUACAAUUCA
Varroa destructor (honeybee mite) is the source of this 3740-nucleotide messenger RNA. RefSeq names its product catalytic subunit 3A of the oligosaccharyltransferase complex (gene Stt3A). Gene Ontology annotation, cellular component: membrane. Gene Ontology annotation, biological process: post-translational protein modification. The record is from RefSeq and is a predicted model, not a curated record. Lineage: Eukaryota; Metazoa; Arthropoda; Arachnida; Mesostigmata; Varroidae. Gene Ontology annotation, molecular function: dolichyl-diphosphooligosaccharide-protein glycotransferase activity.